Messenger RNA from Notolabrus celidotus (New Zealand spotty), 5287 nucleotides. It is a transcript of the gene foxn2a, whose product is annotated as forkhead box N2a. The record is from RefSeq and is a predicted model, not a curated record. Lineage: Eukaryota; Metazoa; Chordata; Actinopteri; Labriformes; Labridae. Gene Ontology annotation, biological process: regulation of DNA-templated transcription. Gene Ontology annotation, cellular component: nucleus. The transcript has 6 exons. The coding region runs from base 405 to 1640 and encodes 411 amino acids. Gene Ontology annotation, molecular function: cis-regulatory region sequence-specific DNA binding; DNA-binding transcription factor activity.
CGACGGCUAGGGGUUUUGGUAGCGUUGCUUGUGCGCUUGUGUGAUCCGCGCGCUGCGUGUAUGGAGGAAGCAGCUGCUGAUCUGAUCUCUGACACUGUGUGAGACAGACAUCUGAAUAAAACACUGCGCACACACGCGCGUCUUUAAGGACUCCGGACCGAGGCACGCCGUGGAUGAUUGUGAGUCAUUAAUAUACAUUUUUUUUAAAAAUCAUAUGAGAGGUUGUUUCGCCUUCGACUGAACGCGGUGUGUGUCUCCCCGAACAAGCUAAAAGUAAAUGUGGUCAAGUGACUUUGCUUAGAGCAGACAGCAUGGCAGAUCAAGCGACAGCAUGUGGCCAAGCUAGCUACUGUUAACUCCACUUCUGUGUGUUAUUCCACACGAGCAGAGACCUCUUUGAUUUAAUGGGUCCAAUCAUUGGGAUGUCACCAGAUAAGAAAACGGAAAUUCCGGGUAUGCAAGAGGAGCGGACGGGGCUCAGAGGUGUUUGCGGUGUAGGAACGCUGCCUGAGGCGGAGUGCGCGUCCAGUCCGUUGGCGACCAGCGUGGAUCGUACCGGAGGCGCAGAGGAUGAGGAGCUCACCAACCUCAACUGGCUGCACGAGAACCUGCUUCAGAACUUCACUCUGGGAGGUCCAGAGGCUCAGCCCAGCGGGAGCCCCCUCUUUGAUAUAGAGGGAGACUACGGGCCCAACCAGGGCCCAUCCUCCUCGUCCUCAUCUUCGUCACACGGAAGAGGAAGAGAGAGGGACUCGAUGAAGUCAAAGCCCCCGUUCUCAUUCUCUCUCCUCAUCUACAUGGCCAUCGAGCAGUCUCCCAGCAAGUCUUUGCCCGUGAAAGAAAUCUACGGCUGGAUUCUCGAGCACUUCCCUUACUUCUCCAACGCUCCCACCGGCUGGAAGAACUCAGUUCGUCACAACUUGUCCCUGAACAAAUGCUUCCGCAAGGUCGAACGAAGUUUGGGAAAGGCUAAUGGCAAAGGUUCUCUGUGGUGUGUGGACCCCGAGUACCGCCCCAAUCUGAUCCAAGCGCUUAAGAAGCAGCACUUCCCUGCCGCACAUGCCUUCUGCACACCACCCGCCUCCCCACCCAGUGCCUCCUCACCCCCUCGUCAUCUCUUUCUACAAGGCUGCUCAUUCAAAGAGUCUGACAUUGAUGCUGCCACUGCCAUGAUGCUCUUAAACUCUGCCCCCGGGCACCACGUUGACCCAUGCAAUUCUGAAGGCCCUCUGGACCUCUCCCGGCCCGACUCGGUCCUGGUGAGCAGCGAUCCAAAGCAAGACCACAACUACAGCAGCGUCGCCCUGCAGCGCUGCUCCUCCCGCUCCUCCUCCUCAUCUCUCUCUUCUCUGGACGAAGGAGGCUGCGACCGGAGGCAGUCCCGCCGCGCUGGCAGCGAGGGCUUCCACAGCGACGAGGACUCCGACCUCUGGGACGAGAGGGGAGUCCAACAGACGGCGUCACGGCGUCCACCAGCUAUCAAGUGGCCCGCCGUCAAACGGCAACGUCGAGAGGCGAAGCCGGAGCUGGAUGAGGAGCUGAAGGAGGCGGCCGGCUCUUUGCUGCACCUCGCUGGUAUACGCAGCUGCACAGAGGGCUCCAAACGCACUGUCAAGAGCACAAAACUUAACAGGAAAUAAGAUUUUUUUUUCGUUUUAGGCCCCCCAUCAGACUCCGGACCCUGUGAACCUUAACCUCUGACCCCUGAUCGUGUGUCCCAGUGUGCCUCCUUCUCCUUAUCUGAUCGUUCAUUGACCAUUUCGAGCCUUUUUUUGUUCGGGAAUACCCCUGUCCAACAAAACAAAUGGCAAUAGUAUCGUUCACACAGGAGAACAAAGCCAUAUAGAGACUUUUGUAACUGGGGGGGGUGACUGCCGGGGCGGGUUUUUGGGGCUAUGGAGAACCAUCAAGAAAAGAAAAACCUUAUCCAAAACGACCUGCCUGCUUCUGUUGGAUUAGACGAUCGCGAGUCAAGGAUCUCCCUCUGAGAGACGAACUGGGAAAAGCUGAAGGUUUUAUAACUCAAAGCGUUGCAUGCUUCCUCCUCAAACCUGUAUCCUCUUCCAAGUGAUUCUAUUUAUGAAGCGAAUGAGUGCAUGUUUGUAACAGACAAAGUCUAACCUCCGGGUGUUAUCAGUUUCUCCUUUUUGUGCCACUGUUUUUUGAACGGAAUUCUUGCUCUUUGAAUCCUCUUGUACGAGAGAUGCAAUAAUUAAUCCACAACCUUAACCUUUUGACAUUAUUUCAUGGUGAUGUUUCUCCGAGUCGUUAGUUAAACUUUACAAUUAAGAAAAAACGAACGAGCAGUACUAUGAUCUUGUUAUGCGACAAAACUUCUACACACACGAGCUCUGGCUCUAUUUCAGGAUUAGCAAGAUGUUGAAAUAGUAUUCCUCUGCCACUGCCAAAAUUUAGUUGCAAAGUUAGCUCAACGACAUCGCUUCUGUGUGGCCAUUGCAGCGCGACACAAACGAAAGCUUGUUUUUUUUCUUUCGCUCAUCCUGUCGACCCCCUCUCUCAUGCAUCAGUGUGUUGACGACAUUUAAUGUGCAGACACAGAACAUAUUCACGUGUUUGGUGACAGCCUAUGCAAAGUGAACAUCUGCAGUGUCAGAUGCUCAGUGUGCUCAUAGGUUAGCCUCCAUAGGUUUUGUUGUAUUUUAGUGUGCGUGUGUGCGUGUGUGUGUAUCAUAGUGCAUGUGGACAUGCGUCUGAACUUGAUAACGAUGGUCAGAUCUUUUUUUAUUUUUGACAAAGAAGUCCUUCUUUCUCCAUGAAUGUGAUUGGUUUGAUGACAGGUCUGCAGAGCAAGCUAUUCAUUUGAAAAUGAUCGCAGCUUCCUUCACCGUGAUUUGGGUUUGUUUUCUCUUUGUUUUUAUUUAACCAUGUCAUUUAGAAAAAUCACAACACAGCUCAUUUCCUUUUGGCCAUGUUAACUCACACCUUGAGAGAAAGUGUGUCUGACGCUUCUUUUGUACAUGCACGGCAGUCCUUCAUCAUUAUUAACCAGGUGAGUUGCAUGUGUAAACACAAACAUCCGAAUCAUUCACCCUGAUUUAUUUAAUUAGAAUUCUCCUGCCAGCCUCUUAGAAACAUUUCACAAGACGUCAGGGUGAGCCGACGUGUGAACGCAGCGGGUAAAAGUGAGCAGGCGGGGUCGAGGUGUUCACGUUGAGCGGCGUUUCUUUGUUUCACGCUCGCCUCAGUCGUCGGUAUGUUUCCAACUGUUGAUUUUGUAGUUCAGAAAUGUCCUCAAACACACUGAAGGAAUAUAAACACAAACAGUUACCCUUACUGAAGACAGAUCCAACUCCCCCUGAAAAACGCUACCCUUCUCACAUCAGCCACACAGAGUGUAAGGAGUUGUGUGAGCGUGUUAAACACAGAAAAACUCCCACUGUGAGGGGCAUGUGUGAGGGGCGAGUUCCCAAAAAUGCAGGGGGUGAAUAUCCUGCAUUGUUUAGAAACUCUCAGGAGUUGAUGUGAGAAAGAAGGGGCUUGAUUUUGGUUCAAGUUCCCCAAGAGGGGUGGAAUCUGGAUGCAGCGUGAGAGAACUGGACUCUCUGCUUGCAGUCACUUGCGAGUGAUAAGUUGACAGCUUCUGCUGCUUUCAUGUUGUGCCCUCAGUUAGUUCUUGCCGGGCCUCUAGUGUUUCCUCCGUGCCCUUCCUCUUAGAACAAAAUAAGGAAGUGCACACUCUCUUCUCAAGCUGUGAAAUGGAGUGUUGAUUGCAUGCAGCUCACUGAGGGGAAGUUGUGCAAAAAAAAUGCCACCAUUUUUUUAUUUGAGCUUCUGAAAAAGGCUGCACACUCUGCCAACAACACAAGGUAGCAUGGAUCUGCACACACACUUAGAUGCAGAUUUCCCCCAAAGUUCUUGGCCACAAGGUGUCACAUCCAAUGAUAGUAUAGCAUGCAUGGUGGGUGCCAAAUGUUUUCUCGUGCCACUGAUUUAAAGCCGCAAAAGGGGGCCAUGCUCGCUUUUAUUCCCCCUGCUGCCACGAUGUAGUUGUGAUUUAGAGGAACAAUGCCCUACUUUUUCUGAAUCAUCCCAACAGGAAAUGGGAGAGGACUCUGGUCGUGCCGUGACUUAACCAAUCCUUUUUGGUUUAUUUUUGUCGCUUCGGAGUGGGAACUGCUCUCAGCGGAAAGAGAAUAAGCUGCAGUUCUCAGGAGUAAUAUUUGCAAACACUGGUCUUGUUUAGCUGUGAAAAAAAAGAACAAAUUAUUGUUCAUUAAUCAUCAUCUUAUUUAUGACUUUAAUUUAUGGGAUUAUUGAAUGCAUACUCUAUCAAACACUGGUCAUUUGAUACUGACUAGGCACAUUUAUUUCCUCCUCUGUGAACUCCUUUUAAAUAAGUUUAUUUUCCUUGUUUUUAUUUUACAGCAAUACGCCUUUUUUUCCUUUCACUAUGUCAUAGUGAUUAAGUAUUUUGCCAAUGUUUAUUGUGUUUAGAGCGGGUGUUUUUAUUUUCACUUUAACCAUGACUGCCAGGUUUUCUUGAUGUUUUGUUUUGCUUUUUGUUAGUCUGGAUAGAGGACACUUAAUUAACAUUGAUCCUGAAAUCUUCUGUUGCCAAAUUUAACGUACAGCCGGGGUAUUAAAUUCAAAGUGAACACACUCCCCAUGUACUGUGGAGGUUAUUUAAAGAUGAUUCAAUCUUUUUUAUUUGUACACAUGUCUCAUGUUUUCAUUUAGAUUCUGACUGAGUAGUCAUAAAUUAAAGCUCUCAUCACAGAUUAGAAAUUAAAAAAACAAAUACUGCCAUCAUAACUCAUGCUUCCAGGUAUUGAUACGGGAUGUUUGAACUGUAAUGAAAAUGUCUCUGAAAAGUGGAACUCAGCCCCUGGUGUAGUUUGAGACCUACAUUUGAGUUUGGGGGACGACUGCAGAGGAAUUAUGGAGACCUGUUUGGGAGAAUUUCACUCAUUCUUUCUGUAGCACUUGCAAAAGAAUUUUUAAUGUUGGUCUCAAAGUGGAUGAGCUCACGACUGACACCCGGUCGCUUCAUCGCUCAUCAGCUGUUAUUAAAUAUUGGUUAUGUGAGUCUCAAACUUCUGUUGCAGUUCCUUUUGGGUUUGAUGAUCAUUUUGUUCCAUUUGACGAAGCUGCCAACCCAGUAUCAGUUUGUGUCAGUUGUCUGCCAUGUCUAUCGGACCGACACACCUUUUGGUUUUUGUAUGCUAACCUCUGUUGAUAAAAUGUUUAUAAGAUUUAUUUUCGCCAAAGAUAUGCAAUUGCAUUAUAUAUGGUAUUACAAAAUAUUAAUAAAAACCUGUUCUUGUUA